Molecule: messenger RNA, 1276 nt
Organism: Phragmites australis (common reed)
Lineage: Eukaryota; Viridiplantae; Streptophyta; Magnoliopsida; Poales; Poaceae
Product: transcription factor RAX2-like
Exons: 3
Coding region: 298-1263 (321 amino acids)
Source: RefSeq, a predicted model, not a curated record
UCGGCCGGGGAUCGAGACAGGCUGCUUGCAUGGGCCAAUAAGAGUCUCCAAAAGUGCAGGGUUAUAUGGUGAGAUCUAGUUGUCUCAUCAUCCAUGUGAGAUUUAGCUUAUUGUAUUGUUGACAAGAAAAGGCCAUGCCUGUGAUGCUGUGCAUAUAUCCUUCCUUUUCAACACUCCUACCUCCCCUCUGUGUUGUGUUGUGUUGCUCUCUCUCUCUCUCUCCACCCAUCCACUCUGAUCACUACUACAAUUAAGCAAAGGGAUCGGAUCGGCAAAAAGGGCCGGCAAAAAAAAAAAAUGGGGAGGCCUCCAUGCUGCGAUAAGGCGAGUGUGAAGAAAGGGCCUUGGUCACCCGAGGAGGAUCGCAAGCUCAAGGAGUACAUCCACAAGCAUGGCACCGGCGGCAACUGGAUCGCUCUCCCUCACAAAGCUGGGCUGAAGAGGUGCGGGAAGAGCUGCAGGUUGCGGUGGCUGAAUUACCUGAGGCCAAACAUCAAGCAUGGCGGCUUUUCUGACGACGAGGAUAGGAUCAUCUGCAACCUCUUUGCUACCAUUGGAAGCAGGUGGUCCAUCAUCGCAGCGCAGCUCCCUGGGAGGACGGACAACGACAUCAAGAACUACUGGAACACCAAGCUGAAGAAGAAGCUUAUCAUGGGCUUCCAGCAGCAGCCACUUCCUGCCACCCACCACCACGACAGGUCCAACAAGCACCAGCAGAUCUUCUUCCCCGCAGCAUCGUCAUCAGCAGCAGCACCAGCAGAAGCUCCUCCCUUGUUGCUGCAGCAUCUCUCUGCCUCUCCUCAUUAUUCUCUGCAGCAUGCCACCAGCAGCAACAACUCCAAGAAAUAUUGUUCAACGUCCGAACUCCUCGAGUUCGGAGGCAAUGGUGAGCAGCAGAUGAGCUCAUCGUGUUCGGACAAUGGCGGUGGCCUUGGCCUGUGCUUUGAGCUGUGCAACAACAGCUCCGUUGCGGCGGGCUUAGAGAGCUUCAUCCUCGGCGGCUUGCAAUUGCAGCAGGAGGAUCAUCAAAAGCAGGCUCUACUGCUUGCCGGUGAUCAGCAGCUGGAAUAUCAGUACUACAGCCCCGCGGCCUGCUGUUAUGACUAUGAGCAAGAAACGAAGCCUAACUUUGUUGUGGCGGCGAGUGGCGGCCAUGGUGGUCUCCCUCUGGCAGUAGCAGCAGCGCCUACUGGCCUUGAUGCAAGUAGCAACAGCUUCUUCCACAGCUACAGCGAGGAGACGUACAGCAACAACGACGAGUAGCCAAGCCUAGAGU